GCUCAUCGUUCUUCCUCGUCUCACCACUCUCGUUCCAGACGCACAACUAAAAGUCACCAUCACCCAUCUCGAGCUUCAAGACACUCAACUCGCGAAUCAACGCAUCGAAGUCGUGACCUCCAACCAGAACUGGACUCCCCUCCAAGACGAAGCAAGUCAGAAAUCCGGAUCGACAGAAAUGACAAAGUGAAAAACAGAACCAGCUCCAGCAAGGUCGCAUAUAAACUCCCAGCGGGGAUAGUGUGGCCUCCUGGAAUGGAGAAGGAGUGUAUCGCUCGACUUGGUCUUGAUGGUCAUCAUCCAAUUGCACCUCCUGGUCUAGAGCACCUGGUGACAGAAGAGCAAUGGGGAGACUACUGGACGUGGCUGCACUGGUACUCGUCGUGGCAGAUGUGGUAUUUGAAGAACGACAAGAAGCCGAAGCGUGGAUUGGACAAGGAGAAGCGACGUCGUCGACACGCAGAUGAAGACGAAUCUCGGGACUUUGAAGCAAAAUACCACAACAAACACGAUCCCCACAACGCGAACUGGUGGGUCGAUGUCGGUACCAGCAAGCGCAAGCACCGACGAGAUCGACAUCAUUGACCUAAAGUUGGCUGAAUAGGACAGCCAAUUCAAUGCAAAGUUGGAU
Phytophthora infestans T30-4 is the source of this 631-nucleotide messenger RNA. RefSeq lists its product as uncharacterized. Bases 256 to 585 code for a protein of 109 amino acids. The record is from RefSeq and is a predicted model, not a curated record. Lineage: Eukaryota; Oomycota; Peronosporomycetes; Peronosporales; Peronosporaceae. The transcript has a single exon.